This is a messenger RNA of Branchiostoma floridae (Florida lancelet), 1308 nucleotides long. Its product is annotated as putative peptidyl-prolyl cis-trans isomerase. Gene Ontology annotation, cellular component: intracellular membrane-bounded organelle. NCBI's taxonomy places the organism in Eukaryota, Metazoa, Chordata, Leptocardii, Amphioxiformes, Branchiostomatidae. The record is from RefSeq and is a predicted model, not a curated record. The transcript is spliced from 6 exons. Gene Ontology annotation, biological process: protein peptidyl-prolyl isomerization. Gene Ontology annotation, molecular function: peptidyl-prolyl cis-trans isomerase activity. Bases 68 to 790 code for a protein of 240 amino acids.
GCCAUUCAUCAAGCAGAUGUGAGGCGGGCUUAUUUUCGUAUUGUCCGCCUGAAUUCUUUUGAGCCGGAUGUCCGGGAUGUGUGCGUGUUUCACGGCCACGUGUGACCCAGGGUACCGUACCGUCACUCACACUCACCUGGGCACCAUGAAGGACCUCCUGAAGAUUCUGUCCCUCCUUGCCUUCGUAGUCGGCGCGGCGUCGGUAAAACCGCCCAGUAUGUUCGGCGGCAAGCUACUGGUCACCAAACAGAUAUACAUGGAUAUAGACAUAGGCGGAUUCAACAUCGGGCAGGUCGUGAUCGGGCUCUUCGGUAGGGUGGUUCCUCUGACUGUGGAGAACUUCCGAAUCCUAUGCUUGGGAGAAAAACUGCACAGCUAUGUCGGCACACCGUUCCACCGGGUAGUCAAGGGUUACUUCAUCCAGGGCGGCGACGUGGUCCACAAGGACGGAACUGGCGGAACCAGUGCCUUUGGAAAAACGUUUCAAGACGAAAACUUCCAGCUGAAGCACUGGGGUGAGGGGUGGGUCAGCAUGGCAAACGCUGAAGAACCAGACACCAACCAGUCCCAGUUCUUCAUCACAUUAACCAACUGUCACUGGCUGGACAAUAAACAUGUGGUGUUUGGAAAGGUGUUGGAGGGGAUGGACAUCAUACGCCACAUUGGAAACAUGGACCUUGAUGACAGAGAGCGCCCCAAGACUAACGUCAUCAUCUCUCAGUGUGGGGAGAAGAAAGCCGGCAUCACUAUGGUGGAUUUACCAGCGGGGCAUGACUCAGAUGAAUUCUAACAAACCUUUCUUUACAUUUUUUGUUCUUUUCUUUUUUCAAUUUUGAAUUAAUGUUUCUCCAGUGGAGAAAACUGGACCCCCAUUGCUUGUGCUUGCCAUAAAUGUGAAUGUUGUAUGAUUGUGGGUUUUGAAAUAUUAGUUAUUGCUGUUAGAGUUUGGUUUGAUAUUUGUACACCUGUUUGUGUACUCGUGUUUGCGUUCUUAAGAAUGUAAAACUAGAAUACCCUGACCUAUCACUGAUAUAAAAACGUUUUCAUAUAUAUACAUGGCCGUUAUAUGUAUAGAGUUAAUGGGAUUAUUACAACAAGAAAUGAGCCGAUAUUUCUUAAGUUGGACUUACGAAGUCAACAAACAAACAAACAAACAAGCAGUUAUUUUUCAUCAUCUUUACUUCAGGAAUACAUAAUACGUUGUAGGCAGCCUUGACCAAUCUACACAAUACUCAAUACAAAUAUAGAAGUACAAAGCUAGGAUUAGAAUUAAUGUUGAAUGCGUAAUAAAAUAUAUGGUGACUAUUA